Penicillium nucicola is the source of this 2115-nucleotide messenger RNA. RefSeq names its product UTP25 family protein. Gene Ontology annotation, molecular function: U3 snoRNA binding; rRNA binding. The record is from RefSeq and is a predicted model, not a curated record. NCBI's taxonomy places the organism in Eukaryota, Fungi, Ascomycota, Eurotiomycetes, Eurotiales, Aspergillaceae. Bases 1 to 2115 code for a protein of 704 amino acids. Gene Ontology annotation, cellular component: small-subunit processome; nucleolus. Gene Ontology annotation, biological process: maturation of SSU-rRNA from tricistronic rRNA transcript (SSU-rRNA, 5.8S rRNA, LSU-rRNA). The transcript has 4 exons.
AUGCCUGCACGCGGUUCUUUUCGAGGUCGAGGUACAGGACGAGGCCGAGGUGGUCGUGGCCGUGGUGGCCGUGGAGGCCGUGGUCGUGGUCGCGGAGGUCGUUCGUUCGCUACGUCUCGAUUGAAUGAGUCUGAGUCCGAUGAUUCUUCUGGAGAAGAUGAUAAUGUCAGUGAACAAUCGCAAGAGGAGGUCGAUGAUAUGGAUCAGGACGAGGGUUCAUCCGGUAGUGAGGACGAAGAGGAAAGCACCGAUCGCCCGUACAACGAGCUACUUCAGCUGCUCCACACCGAGAACGACUCGCAAGGGCCAGCGCGGAAGAAGCGCAAGACUGGCACCGACUCUAAUGAGGAGAUUAAAAUGGCAGAGCCGGAAUUAGAGCAGGGGGAUGACGACCUCCAAGCUCAGGCCCCAUCGGACGACGAAGAAGAGGAGGCCGAUGAGGACGAUGACCCUACUGGUGCCUUUGAGAAGCAUUUCAGUAUUGUCGAUAGCGCCGAUCUGAACAAGAGAGUCGAGAAAAUCACCUCCAACAAAUGGGUCUCGGCGAAAAAAGAGGUAGAUGGCUUGCGACUGGUCCAGACUACCCCGGACGCAGGAGCCGGUGCGGCAUUGCUGCCGGCGAUGAAGAGCACGAUCAACAUCAAGCUCAAAAAUAAACUGAAGUCUCGUGCGGCCGAACUCCUGCCCAAAAUCAAUGGCCAGGCCCAGACCCUUGCACCCUAUAUCUUCGACUACCAGGAUGUUCUCUACGGAGGCCGAAAUGCCUCGAACUCGGGUGAGAUGCGUGAUAUCCUCGCUCUGCAUGCUGUCAACCACCUUCUCAAGACUCGCGACACCGUCUUGAAGAACAACGCCCGUCUUUCCAAGGAUCCGGAUACCGACAUCGAAUGCCGUGACCAGGGUUUCACCCGUCCCAAGGUGCUGUACAUUCUACCAACCCGACAGGCCUGUGUGAAGGUCCUCGACGCCAUCACCCGAUUCUACCAGCCCGAACAACAAGAAAACAAGAAGCGCUUCACGGACAGCUUCUCCGGGCCCGAGGAUGCCGCGUGGGAGCACAAGACCGAAGAUUUCCGUGAAUUAUUCGGCGGCAACGACGACGACAUGUUCCGUCUGGGUCUCAAGUUCACCCGCAAGACUGUCAAGUACUUUGCGCAAUUCUACAGCUCCGACAUCAUCCUCGCCAGUCCCCUCGGACUCCGCACAAUCAUGGACCAAGCCGACGCCAAAAAGCGCGACCACGACUUCCUCUCCUCCAUCGAAGUCGUAAUCGUCGACCACGCCGAUGCCCUUCUCAUGCAGAACUGGGACCACAUUGACUACAUCUUCCAGCACCUUAACCUGCAACCAAAAGAAGCGCACGGCUGCGACUUCGGCCGCGUCCGUAACUGGUACCUAGACAACCACGCCAAACACAUCCGCCAAACCAUCGUCCUGUCCGGCUUCAUCACCCCCGAAAUCAACUCCCUCUUCUCCCACCACAUGCACAACGCCACAGGCCGCAUCAAAGCAACCACGACCUACGCCGGCGCCAUCACCGAGCUCCCCCUCCCCGUCUCCGUCAAACAAACCUUCACCCGCAUCGACAGCAUCUCCCCGCAAAAAGACCCCGACGCCCGCUUCAAGCACUUUACCACCACCAUCCUGUCCAGCAUCGUCAAGAACAUUACUCACGGACGCGGCAACGGCGGCACCGGAACCCUCAUCUUCAUCCCGUCGUAUCUGGAUUUCGUGCGUGUGCGCAACCACUUCGCCACCUCCGCCCAGACCACGCAUAUCGCCUUUGGCGCUAUCUCCGAGUACACCGAGUCCAAAGAGGCCAACCGAGCUCGCAGUCAUUUCUUGUCCGGCAGACACUCUGUGCUGCUGUACACCGAGCGCGCGCAUCAUUUCCGGCGCUAUCAGGUUCGCGGCGUGAAGAGGGUUGUUAUGUACGGAUUACCGGACAACGCCCUGUUCUAUAGUGAGAUCGUUGGGUUCUUGGGUCUUGAUCCAGCUGAGUUGGUUGGGGCAGCUGAGGGGUGGGAUGCGCUGAAGGUUGAGCGGGUUGUUGGUACUUCGCGUGCUGGAAAUAUGUUGCGCGAGAAGGGUGGUGAUACGUUUACUUUUGUUUAA